Messenger RNA from Thyridium curvatum, 2961 nucleotides. RefSeq lists its product as uncharacterized. Lineage: Eukaryota; Fungi; Ascomycota; Sordariomycetes; Thyridiales; Thyridiaceae. Gene Ontology annotation, cellular component: U4/U6 x U5 tri-snRNP complex; cytosol; U2-type catalytic step 2 spliceosome. Gene Ontology annotation, molecular function: GTP binding; translation elongation factor activity; GTPase activity. The record is from RefSeq and is a predicted model, not a curated record. The transcript has 5 exons. The coding region runs from base 1 to 2961 and encodes 986 amino acids. Gene Ontology annotation, biological process: mRNA splicing, via spliceosome.
AUGGAUGACCUCUAUGACGAGUUCGGUAACUUUAUCGGGGAGGAGGCCGAAGCUUCUGAGGAAGAGUCCGAGCGCGGCAUUGACGCUGGCAACUACGUCUACGACGAUGAUUACCCCGAGGAGGCGCCCGAGGUGACGGGGCAGGAGUUGAUGGAGCUCGAUGAUGAGGGCCCUUCCAAUGCGGUCGUCCUCCACGAGGACAAGCAGUACUACCCGACAGCGCAGCAAGUAUACGGCCAGGAUGUCGAGACCAUGGUGCAGGAGGAGGAUGCGCAGCCCCUGACAGAACCCAUCAUCGCCCCGGUUGAGCAAAAGAAGUACACGAUCGAGGAGGCCGACCUACCACCCGUAUUCUACGACCGCGAAUUCAUGGCCGAUCUCCUCAACUAUCCCGAACAAAUACGGAACAUCGCGUUUGCCGGCAAUCUGCACCAUGGCAAGACCGCGUUCAUGGACAUGCUGGUCCUCGAGACGCACGACAUCAACGAACGCCUCGAGAAGCGGACGGGAAAGAACAGGGACGAGCAGCUGAGAUACACAGACGUGCACGUCCUUGAGCGCGAGCGAGGACUGUCCAUCAAGUCGGCGCCCAUGAGCCUGGUCCUGCAGAGCACAAAGGGCAAGUCCCACCUCUUCAACAUCUUGGAUACCCCUGGACAUGUCAACUUUGUCGACGAGGUCGCCGCCGGCCUGCGCUUGGUCGAUGGCAUCUGCUUGGUGGUGGACGUCGUCGAGGGUGUGCAAGUCAACACGGAGCAGAUCAUCAAGCACGCAGUGCGCGAAGACAUCCCCAUGACUCUGAUCAUCAACAAGCUAGAUCGGCUCAUUGUGGAGCUCAAACUUCCGCCCAACGACGCCUACUUCAAGUUGAAGCACGCCAUCGAGGAGGUCAAUACAGUCAUCACAGAGGCACUGCCGGCCAAGGCAGAACAGAACCGGCUGAGCCCCGAGAAGGGCAACGUACUGUUCGCAUGCACCGAUAUGGGAUGGUGCUUCACGCUGCAGUCGUUCGCCAAGAUGUACUCCGACAGCUUUGGGGGAGUCAACACGGAAGAGUUCGCUCGGAGACUCUGGGGAGACGUCUAUUUCAACCCCAAGAAGCGCUCAUUCACGAGGAAGGCAGUGGAAGAAGGCGCCAGGCGGUCAUUCGUCACAUUUGUUAUGGAACCGAUCUACAAGCUCUUCUCCCACACGAUCAGCGAGAGCCCUGAGGAUCUCAAGAAGACGCUCGCCAGCUUGGGCAUCUCCCUGAAGCCGUCUCAGUACAAAGCCGACCCCAAGGUAGUCUUGAAGCUCGUUUGUGAGCAAUUCUUUGGCCCCUCGACAGGGUUCGUCGACAUGGUCGUGGAACACGUUCCUUCCCCUGUCGAAGCUGCCGAGCGCCAUCUGCAGAAGAAUUACACAGGUCCACUUGACACCAAGGUGGCCGAAUCAAUGAAGGCCUGCGACCACGACGGACCCCUUGUCAUCCAAGUCACCAAGUUGUACAACACGGCAGAUGCCAAGAACUUUUAUUCUUUUGGCCGUGUGAUGAGCGGCACUGCCAAGGCGGGCGCCGAGGUUCGCGUGCUGGGCGAGGGCUACUCCAUCGAUGACGACGAAGAUAUGGCCAUGGCUACCAUAUCCGAGCUGUGGAUAGCCGAGACCAGGUACAACAUCCCGACGGACGGUGUUCCGGCCGGUAACUGGGUGCUGUUGGGCGGCGUGGACAACUCGAUUGUCAAGUCGGCAACGAUAGUGCAGAAGAAGUUUGAGGAUGACGAAGAUGCGUACAUCUUCAAGCCCAUCUCGCACUUUACCGAGUCGGUCUUCAAGGUGGCAGUGGAGCCGAUCAACCCUUCUGAGCUACCCAAGAUGCUGGACGGUAUAAGGAAGAUCAACAAGAGCUACCCCCUCAUCACCACCAAGGUCGAGGAGUCCGGCGAGCAUAUCAUCCUGGGGACCGGCGAGCUUUACAUGGACUGCGUCUUACACGACCUGCGUCGCCUCUAUGCCGAUAUGGAGAUCAAGGUGUCGGAUCCUGUGACGAGGUUUUGCGAGACAGUCGUGGAGGAGUCAGCAACCAAAUGCUACGCAAUCACGCCCAACAAGAAGAACAGAAUCACCAUGGUCGCAGAGCCUUUGGAGGAUGGGAUUGCACGCGACAUCGAGACGGGCGCCGUCAGGAUCCGGGAUCCAGUUCGGCAAACGGCAAAGUUCUUCCAGGACAAGUAUUCAUGGGAUCUCCUGGCUGCGAGGAGUAUCUGGGCAUUUGGCCCGGAAGAAAUGGGGCCGAAUAUUUUACAGGAUGAUACCCUUCCUGGCGAGGUCGACAAAAAGCUGCUCAAUACCGUCAAGGAAUCGAUCCGGCAAGGUUUCAGCUGGGCUGCCCGAGAAGGACCGUUGUGUGAGGAGCCCAUCCGUAAUACCAAGUUCAGGAUCAUGGAUGUCUCGCUGGCAUCCGAGGCCAUCUCCCGCGGCGGCGGUCAGAUCAUCCCCACGUCGCGCCGCGCCUGCUACUCGUCCUUCCUGAUGGCCUCCCCGCGCCUCAUGGAGCCCGUCUACGCCGUCUCCAUGACGGGGCCGCAGGACUCGGUCGCCCAGGUCUACAACAGCCUGGCCCGGCGGCGCGGCCACGUGCUGCAGGACGGCCCGAUCGCGGGCACGCCGCUGUCGCGCGUCAGCGGCCUCGUCCCCGUCAUCGACUCGUUCGGCUUCGAGACGGAGCUGCGCAUCAUGACGAAGGGGCAGGCCAACGUCAGCCUCGUCUUUGACCGCUGGAACAUCGUGCCGGGCGACCCGCUCGACCGGGAGAUCGUCCUGCGGCCCCUGCAGCCGGCGAGCGCGCAGGCGACGGCGCGCGACUUUGUGCUCAAGACGCGGCGCAGGAAGGGCCUGAGCGAGGACGUCACCGUGGCCAAGUUCCUGGAGCCCGAGUUCUACAGCGAGCUCAUCAGCAGCGGCGCGCUGGGCGAGCCUUGA